UGGAUUUUUAUGUUAAACAAAACAUCAUUCUUUAGCUUCUUUAAUACGUCCAACAUKCAUGGGGACAGAUGGAUGCGUCUUUUUGAGAGAGGGGAAUGAGCCUGCAASCGRGCAAGCACAAACUCCUGCAAUGAAUUGGUAUGAAACGCCUUCUUUUGUAACACUUGCAGCAGAGUGCUCUGGUGAAUACCCGCUUGGCAUGGAAAGUGGUCGCAUAACCAGACAGCAAAUAUCCGCUUCUUCGCAGUGGGACAAAUACCAUGCUCCUGACAAUGCCAGACUUAAUUUUGUCGCAGGAAGAGGCAAAAAAGGAUCAUGGUCGUCAAAAACUGAGGAUCUAAAUCAGUGGUUCCAGGUGGAUUUUCUUAGAAAUGUGAAACUUACGAAGUUUGCCACACARGGAAGRCAAGACGGGCGACAAUGGGUCACUAAAUUCAAGCUCAGAUACAGUGCUGGGGGAUCACGUCCUGCAUUCCAAACUUAUCAAGAAGUUAGUGGCGUCGAUAAGAUUUUCAAUGGUAAUACUGAUCACACCUCCGUUGUCACUCAUACCCUGGCAGCACCAAUCACAGCUCGAUAUGUAGAGAUAAAGCCAAUCGAAUGGUACGCACAUAUCUCAAUGAGAACAGAGUUUUAUGGAUGCAUCCUUUCAGAGCGCUAUCAAGUGAUUGGACGAAAUGUGCACAUGGAGUUCGUACAAGAACAUCUCAGAGCAAAGGAAGGAGUAAACUUUGGCGACACCCAGGACAGCCCCAAUAACAUUAACCUUGAAGUUCUUGCUGAUACUAUUUAUGUUAAGACUCCAGUCAAAUUGCGAGGCUUAAAACGUCUAGCGAUGUUCAGUCGUAAAGUGUCCUUUCUUCAAGGAAGUAAGCUUGAUCUCAGAGCUCCCGAUUUGACCCAAACUAACCCCACGUUAAGCGCUGGUGAAGAUGGGAAUGACGGGAAGCAUGGAGUCGACGGGCCUACAGUUGAAAUCUACGCCGACACAGCAUCUGGUCAUAUUAUCAUUGAAUCAAGUGGUGGCCAUGGUAAUAGAGGUCAGGAUGGCAGGACUGGAAAGGCCGGGACGCCCAGUUCUCAUAGGCAACCUGAUAGGACAUUGUCAAAUUGUCAAGGCGCCGCAACGGGCGGACCUAGUAAUUUGGAUUGCAACAAAAGAAUCAAUGGAUUAAAAGGGAAGACUGGAGGAACUGGUUUUAAUGGUGGAUAUGCUGGAAAAUCAGGCAAUGGCGGUAACGCUGGUCAUCAGACAAUUAACAUAAAGAACCUGCAUGGAAAUAUUGAGCUAAAGACUUGCCGUGGGAAUGGAGGGCAGGCAUCAGCAAAUGGAUUAGGAGGGGCUGGCGGAGCUGGAGGACAAGGAGGAUUGGGKAUUGAAUGCUCAACAAGCUGCACCUUUACUCGUAGUCAUACGAAAGUUUGUCAGUGUAAGAAGAAAAGUACGUUACCAAGACAACAAGGAAGUACCGGACCAAGGGGCACUGCUGGGCAGACUUUAGUUGGACUUGGCUCAAAUGGGCAAGUGCAGCAGUCUUACCUUACAAAGCAAAGUCUUGAAACCAGCGCUAUAAACAAAUAUCCACUGGAGCUAAUCAAAAUCUUUAGUCGAUUGGCUGAGGACCGUCUCUGGGCGAAUGACUUACCUAUGGCUGUAGAMGUUCUUAAUUUCAUUGUCACAUUGACACAAGGCAGGGACGAUGCUGCAGAGCUUCGAAGAUUUGCAAAACGCAGGUUGGCUUUCCUGAACAAACCAGGUUUUGACCGAUUUGGAAAGAACAAGCUUUUUGUCCCAUUAUUAAAAUGGGAGGCUUUUAGAAAUGACGUUGUAAAUAUUCGAGACUACUGCAGAGAUUAUGAAACUGCUUAUAAUACACUUCAAGCAUCGAUUGAGAGGGAUGAAAAUACAAACGAAAUUGUACAAGCACGUCAGACAGCUGAAAUUCAAGUUACCAAAGAAAAAGAAAGACUCGAAGAGGCCAGGAGAGUUGCACUCACUGAGAAGGAGGCUUAUGUCCCGGCCAUCAAAGAACUUGAAUCAAGCAUGGACGGCUAUUUGGCACAAGCACGUGCGCUCCUGGCGGAUGUAAACGAACAAGCACAAUUCACCCAGGAAGACAUGUUUGCAGURCUUCAAGGCGCUACUGGGUUUCUCAGUGCCGCCGCAGGAGAUGAUCCAUUCGGAGCUCUUGGUGCUGCUAUUGAAACAGCUGAACACUUUGCUACACAGUGCAACGCCGGUACCUUACAGGACAAUCUGGGUCAUCUUACAAACUGGCUAAAUUUUGGUAAGGCUUACCAGAAGUUGGAGGAUUCCAGCGACCUUGAUUUUGAUACAAUGGACGUUGGAUCAGUGCCAGAAAUGAUGCAGGCUAAUCUUGAAAUGAAUAAGGAGGGCCUCACAGCAGACCUCGUGUGCCUGCUUGAAGAGCGUCUGCCACCAAACGCCGUGGCAAAAUUUAAAGAGCAGCUCGAACGGUUUUUUAUCGCUGGAGCUGCAAGGAUUGAUCUGAUCGCAAAGGUCAUCGAUUUAGACAAUGAGAUUGGUGGAUACAACUUUGACAUACCAAACUUGGAAGAGACAGCAAGUGAGCUUGAAAUGUUACGAAACGUUGGAGAUUCUCCAUUGGAAGACCAGGUCCAACAGAUGUUUCUUGACAAUCUCUUAACUUCUUAUCAGAAGAUGGAAGCCAGUUUUUCAAAAAAU
Messenger RNA from Exaiptasia diaphana, 2707 nucleotides. RefSeq lists its product as uncharacterized. The annotation marks the transcript as partial. Lineage: Eukaryota; Metazoa; Cnidaria; Anthozoa; Actiniaria; Aiptasiidae. The record is from RefSeq and is a predicted model, not a curated record. The transcript is spliced from 15 exons.